AACAGGCAGAGGGAGCAGCUGCAAAAGUCACAACAGCAGCAGCAGCAGCGGAGAAGGAAAUCCAAAGAGCUAACACAGAAGGGGACACCAGAGGGGGGUUCUCUGCAUUCCCCUGACAGCCUACUUCACACUACGCCAUACGGCAAUUACUUUCCAACUUCAACUACAGUGAUAGUUAAGUUUGGAAAGAAGGAAAAGGAAAAUUCAAUUUAUUUAUUUUUUUAAUAUUUUUUUUACUUUCUCUCUAAAUCAUUCUAUUUCUACUUCUGAUCUGAAAUCACCCUGGGAACAAAUUACAUAUCUAUGCAAUAAGGAAACAUAUCUGUACAUUAGAAAUUAUGUCAAAAGCAAUGGAUCAAAAAGAUACAGGAUGUUGUGUGUCCUGUGUCAGCUAUUUUACGUCGGCAAAGUUCCUCAUGUACCUCGGCCACUCUCUCUCCACCUGGGGCGACCGCAUGUGGCAUUUCGCAGUCUCUCUGUUCCUGAUAGAACUCUAUGGAAACAGCUUACUGCUGACGGCGGUCUAUGGCCUGGUGGUGGCUGGCUCGGUGCUUUUACUUGGAGCCCUGAUUGGAGACUGGGUAGAUAAGAACCCAAGGCUGAGAGUGGCCCAGACGUCGCUGAUUGUACAGAAUGUCUCGGUUAUUAUCUGCGGCAUUAUCCUGAUGGUGGUCUUCUUGUACAAGGAGGAACUUCUGUCAAUGUACCAAGGAUGGCUCCUGACAAUAUGCUACAUACUGGUCAUCACAAUAGCGAACAUCGCCAAUCUGGCCAGCACCGCCAUGGCCAUCACCAUUCAGAGGGACUGGAUCGUUGUUGUGGCGGGAAGCGACAGAAGCAAUCUUGCAGACAUGAAUGCAACAGUGAGACGAAUUGACCAACUGACAAACAUAUUGGCUCCAAUGGCUGUUGGACAGAUCAUGACCUUUGGCUCUGCUGUUAUUGGCUGUGGAUUCAUUGCUGGCUGGAACCUUGUGUCGAUGUUUGUAGAAUACCUGCUGCUUUGGAAGGUCUACCAGAAGACACCAGCCCUGGCCAUGAAACUGGGGGAAAAAGAAGAUAAUCAAGAACUGAAGAAUUUGAACAUUAAAGUAAUAGAUGCUGAAAAACCCACGGAAGACCUACAUCUCAUGGGGGAGAACGCUGUAGGAACAGUGGAACUUCCUAAAGACCCCAGCUGCAGUGAAAAGAUAGCUGAGCCCUUCCGCACCUUCCGAGAUGGGUGGGUUGCAUACUACAACCAGUCAGUGUUUUGGGCUGGCAUGGGUCUGGCAUUCCUCUACAUGACUGUCCUUGGCUUUGACUGCAUUACCACUGGCUAUGCCUACGCACAAGGUUUGAGUGGCUCUGUCCUCAGCAUCCUCAUGGGUGCAUCUGCUAUAUCCGGAAUCAUGGGAACAGUGGCCUUCACCUGGCUAAGACGAAGAUGUGGUUUAAUUCGUACUGGAUUUAUCUCUGGACUAGCUCAGCUCAUCAGUCUUGUCCUUUGUGUGGUCUCAGUCUUUAUGCCUGGAAGUCCGCUGGAUCUUACAGUUUCUCCAUUUCAAGAUAUUGGUACUCACUUAAUUCAAGGGGAUACCCCACCCACAAUUUCUCCAGUUGGUGGUCUUCAGGAGUUCUUCACAACCAACGCACAGAACCUAUUGAGUAACUCCAGCUCAAUAAUCAAUGAUCAUGAUGUCUCACCACCCUUGAUCUCCAUCAGUUUACUGUUUGCUGGAGUCAUUGCAGCCAGAGUUGGCCUCUGGUCCUUCGAUCUGACCGUCACACAACUUAUUCAAGAAAAUGUUAUUGAAUCAGAAAGAGGAAUUAUUAAUGGUGUCCAGAAUUCUAUGAAUUAUCUGCUUGACCUCCUGCAUUUCAUUAUGGUGAUAUUGGGUCCAAACCCGGAGGCCUUUGGUUUGCUUGUUCUCCUUUCAGUGUCCUUUGUUGCGAUGGGUCACAUGAUGUAUUUCCGAUACGCCUACCAGAACCUACAAAAGCAACUUUUCUCUUGCUCUUCCUCUGACCAGAAAGCAGAGGGGAGUGAUCAGCAACAAGGAGUUACCUCUGUCAUCUAAAUGGGAAUAAAAAGCUUUAUACUUUGGGUUGUGUCAUCAUACAACAAGUAUUCUCUAGAGUUGUGUCAGUGUAACGCAGACAAGAGAUGCAGCCUGAAAUGGUCACUGUUGUAGAGAAUGUAGUGGACAUAUAUAAUAAUUAGAUACACAAACGGCCCCUUUCCAUUGAAGUUUUUGCUGUGUGCUGUCUUUGUUUUUGGUUUCUUGGGGGUAAAUGUAAUAAAAUAAGAUUUUUUUUGUGGA
Pseudophryne corroboree (corroboree frog) is the source of this 2303-nucleotide messenger RNA. RefSeq names its product solute carrier family 40 member 1 (gene SLC40A1). Gene Ontology annotation, cellular component: basolateral plasma membrane. The transcript has 8 exons. Gene Ontology annotation, molecular function: peptide hormone binding; iron ion transmembrane transporter activity. The record is from RefSeq and is a predicted model, not a curated record. Lineage: Eukaryota; Metazoa; Chordata; Amphibia; Anura; Myobatrachidae. Bases 339 to 2060 code for a protein of 573 amino acids. Gene Ontology annotation, biological process: iron ion transmembrane transport.